GCGAGCGUGGCGUCGUAUAUGGGCGUCGAGGGCAUGGCGGGCGAGGGUGGUGGAGAGGAGCAAGGUGGGGACAGCGGCGGGCGGAGUCGAGUGGGACAGGCAGCGCUCGCGCUGUCCACGCGCGCCGGAAGAAGCAAGGCGCGCGCCAGGCACACAGCGUGGCGCCCGCAUCGCUGCGCGCCGCACAUCUCUCGCUCUCUUGCGCCAGCCGACCGGUCUCCCUCCUCAGGCCCAGAACCGCGGCUCAUGAUGCUCGCUGAAGUUGCACUCGCGUGCCUGCAGAAGCAGCCUUCAUCCAAACCACGCCCGAAGAAGCGCUCAGGAGAAGGGUACGUCGCCCCUCGAUGCGCGCUUGCCCUCGCUUCGGCUCGGCGUGCCGAGCACGCCGGAGAGCGAGAGCGCGAGGCGUGUUGCUUUUCGCCGUUGGGGCGCGGCGCGAUGCGCGCGAUGCGCUUCAUGCGGCAGCCACACGGCACUCCAGCGCUCCACGCAGCGCAAGGCGGCGGCCGCUCGGUUCGAUGCUGCUGGCAUCGCCCUGCCUGCACUUCUUCCGAACGCCAUCGCACCUGCUCUGGGCGUCUGCAGCGCACAAAGAGAGGCCUGAGGAGCACAUGCGCUUCCUGAGCGUCUCGUGUCUUGGGGCGCGGCCGGCAAACACGCCGUGCGUGCCUCGCUGCAUCGCGUGCAUCACAGCAGCAUGCCGCGGAAGAUCGAGGAUACCUGGCGGGCGUGACAGCACCGCUCUCGGCUGGCAGCCGACAGCCGUCGAGGCCUGUCAGAGCACAAGCUGCAUAUGCUGCGAGCCGGCGACGUUCUGUGCUUCGAAGAGGAUCAGGCUAGGGAACCGUGCCGCCGAGCUGGUGCCGGCGAUCUGGCGCCCGGCGCAGCAAAGUGCGGCGGUGCGGCGCCGAGCGGCGCGAAAUCGAGUUCAGGGUCCAGCGCAUAGAGCAGUGUCUAGAGCAAUCGGCGUGUGCCGUGCUGGCAGCCAGGCAGCACCAAGCACCCAAAGCCAGCCGUCAGCGUGCAGCGACCAGCCUCGGCACCCAAGGCUCGGCUUGCACCUCCAAGCCUUGAGGCACAAGAGCAUGGAGUGCAGCCAUGUUGCGGAGAGGCUUCCCGAUCGCAGGCGCCAAAGCAGGGGCCAGCUCUGCGCGCUGCGACGUCUACAUGCUUGCGUCCCCGUGCCGCCGUCGCCCGAGCCAGACUACAGCAUCGCCUCUCUGCUCCCCUCUCACUCCAGAGUGGCCAGAUUAAGACCGCCGGCGCACGCUGCUAGGCGCGCGCCGCAGCAGUCAUGCUUAUUUUAGGCCGGAGCGCCGAGGCGUGUGGGGUGCUGAAGAGCAGACCUGGAAGGGAGUGAGAGACGUGUAGUUGAGGUGUAGGUGAGGUGUGAGAGGAAAGAGCAAGUAUGGACAAGGGCGACGAUGCAAGUCGCGCCGUGGGAGGGGCAAAUAUGUGUGCGGAGCGCUGAGCCGAGGUAUGUGGGAGGGAGUGGAGCGAGCUGUAGGAGAGGCAGAGACGAGACACAGAGCGCGCACGCUUAGAGCAGCGCAGCGCCGGCCAGGAAGCGACGACGCGCGCACGC
Messenger RNA from Tilletiopsis washingtonensis, 1585 nucleotides. RefSeq lists its product as hypothetical. The transcript is spliced from 2 exons. The record is from RefSeq and is a predicted model, not a curated record. Lineage: Eukaryota; Fungi; Basidiomycota; Exobasidiomycetes; Entylomatales. The coding region runs from base 345 to 1307 and encodes 320 amino acids.